This is a messenger RNA of Symbiodinium sp. CCMP2456, 4350 nucleotides long. Lineage: Eukaryota; Dinophyceae; Suessiales; Symbiodiniaceae. The record is from the annotation of a GenBank genome assembly.
AUGCUGGGCAUGCUGAGACGCUCCCAGGCGCGCUUGGCGCUUCGCUCGGCACCGCGGCGUGGAGGCUUCGGGUCGCCAAAGGAUCAUGAGCCUGCCUGGAUUGAGCGGUGGGCAGCCAAUAGGCCCGUACGCGCACCCUUGCAGGACAACAUGGAUUGGUUUUUCCGCGCGUUCAACUCGACCCGCAUAUACGAGGCGGCGACAUCUGCGACAGUACUGCUGGAGCCGAAUGUGGGAUCACGUGUGGGACCAUAUCAACCAGGCUGCUUGGGUCACGGCAUCUUAGCCGUUUUGAAAAUGUCUGGCAAGCUGAAGGGCAUUUACGACGCGUUAGACCAUGGAAACUACAAAAACGCAUGUAAACUUUGUGCCACCUUUUUGCAGAAGCAGCCAUCACAUUCGCUCGUUCGAGCGCUUCACGCCAUUGCGCUGGAGCGCUGCGGUCGGAAAGACGAGGCGGUGCAGCUCUGCCAAGAUACUGUCAACGCGGGUGCUGCGGCCUCCAGCGGAGCUGCGUUCAUGGACGAGACCUGUCUCAACACGCUGCAGGUGGCUUUCAGACGCUGCAGGAACUGGGAGGCUGUCGCUGAGAUGUACGAGGCUGCCUACAACAGGGAGCCGGACAUGGAAGAGUACGGGUCGUUUCUCUUCUACACGUACAACCGCUUGCACCAGUUUGCAAAGGCGCAGCAGGUGGCUACCAAGAUGUACGCCAAGUUCAAGAAGGUGCAGCACCUUCUUUGGGUCAUUUCCAGCAUUCUUCUGCAAGUUCGGUUUGGUGGGCCACAAAAGAUGUUGGACCUGGCGGCGAUGAUGCUGCAGAAGGCACCCCUCGGUCUCGAUGGCCUGCAAGACAUGCCCUUCAAUAGAGGAGUCCUUUACCUUUUCUUCCUGCACCUCAGCACGCUUCAGCUGCAAAAGAAGCAGGCGGAGGCCAUCGAGAUGCUGGAGGCCGGCAAGCCGUUGCUGAAGCUGCCUUCGGACCUCUCGGCUCUUCGCGUCCAACUUCUCUGGGAGGCUGGCCGGUGUCAAGAGGCUGUUCUCGAGGCUCGAGCUCAGGUGAUUGCCAGUCCUGGCAGCUGGGCUUCUGCCCAGGACUAUGCUCGGCUUGUCUUCGACUUGCCUUCACCAGAUGGCUUUGAUGCUUCGAAGGGGCACACUGCUCGAUUUUCCGGGAUGCUUCCCUCCGUUGUCUCGUUUGAAGAGUUGGAGUCCAAUUGGACACAGGAUGAGGCACGGAAUGCUCUUUUACUGUUCCGACACCUGCAACAAGUGGAGGAGCAGGGACAGAGCACGGGUGGUGGGAGUGGCGUCAAUCGUGUGGCCUUCCUUGGUGAGCUCGAGCUUCGAAGGUGUGCACUGGCGCGGACACAGCUUGACUCAGUUGCGGUCGACGCUGCAGAUGUCCAGGAGAUGGUGCGGGUCAUGAGCACCUUCGUGCAGCAUUUUGCUGGAAGGGCCCACUGCUUCUUCGACAUGAAGCCGCACCUCGCGUGUCUCUCCGCUGCGGACGCAUCGCCGCUCCUGUCUGCAGCGGCAGCUGGCGAGGAUCGAGAGGCAGCAGUGCUGGAGGCUAGGUUGCGGAGAUCCUUCCGAAGAACGGAGGGGAUGGACGCCGCCGCUGCCGAGCAGUCGGUGGCGGAGGAAGCCGAAGCCUGCCGCUUAGUGGAGACUUGGAUUCGAUUCGGAGGUGGCUCGGGUGCCGAGAACAAGAGCCCUGAAGCCCUGCUGCAGCUGGCAGUGGUGGCUUUAAUUGAGGCAGAUAGGUGGUCGCCCAACAAGGCAGCGGAUCGGCAGCAUCUUCUUGAUGCCGUGGUGCUUGCGCAGUGGGGGCUAACAGAGCAGAAGCAUGCUUUCGGUUUCAAGGUGCUUCUGCUGUUGCUGUACAAUGCGCUGGGCUUGCCGAUGUUGAUGUUCAAAGUGUUCAGCACAAUGGCCAUCAAGAACAUCCAGGUUGGAGGGGAAGGGCAGGGUCUCGAAGCAUUUUCUGCGUUUGUAGGACACUCGUUGACUCUGGUUUACCAAGGUCCAUGUGCUUUGGUUCCCGAUGCUCCCCGGAAAGUUGACUUUCGAAUAAAGGAGGUUUUCGGAAGUUGUCGGACACUGCACAAGUACAAGAGCUCCAGCUUCGAGAUGCUCCAAGUGCAGCCUCCCUUCUCACUCGACGACAAAGGCUGGCGCAUUGCUGGUGAUCGCGCUCGCUGCAGCAUUUGUGACCAAGAGCACGUGAGUGGAUAUCGUCAAAUCUCGAUCUGGAGACUGGAGACGUUCAUGGUGGUUGCCUCGGCUGGCGUCCACGUGCAACUCUUCGCGCUGCUGCUGUGCAGCUUCCAGGGCCUUGCCCAGUCAGGUGCCUAUGCAGCGGUGGAAGGUGAUGAGUACCAGUCCAACUUGCAGGAAGACUUGCCUCCUCCCUUGAAAGAGGAGAUGCACCAACGCCUGGCUGACCUGAAGAACAAGAUGGAGCACGACUUGCACGUCAUUUCGGAGAGUGGGACCAAUGAGCUUCGUGGUCUGAAGGAUGCGCACAUCGCUGAAGAGUCCAAAGCUGAGGAGAAGUUCCGUAGAUCAGAAGAGCGCAGCAUGCAGAAGCAGGCAGGUGCAGAGGAGACAUUGCAGCAUAAGUUGGAGAAGCUGAAGGAUGCGGCCGACAAGGAGCAGGCUCGCUUCGAGCAUUCCGAACAAGAACGUCUCAGCAAGCUGAAGAAGGAGUAUGAUGACGAAAAAGUGAAUGUGCUCGACAAAUUCCGACAUGAAGCAGAACGCGCCCAGACUCAGCCGCAGGCCACUUCGCUUGCGUCUGCAGCUGAUGCAAGUGAGCCGCCCCCUGUCAACAAGUCUGGCGACUGGUGGAAGGUCCUCUCUGCCGAGGAGGAGGAGAAGCUCAGAGAGAGCCUCGAGCAGCUGAAGGAAGGCCUGCAAGACGACGAGGAUGCAAUUGAAAACAAGACGCAAAAGAAGCUGGAAGCCGUGCAGGACAAGUUUUCUCGCAAGGAGAAGAAGGCAGUGGACAAGCUUACGAAGAAGAUUGAGAAGAUGCAGAAGAAGGAAGUCAAAGCGAAGGAGAAGCUGCAGCAAGUGCUUCAAAAGCUGGAGGAGAAGUCGAAAUCCACCCAGAAGAAACUGGAAGAAGUCGGUCCGGAGAUUGUGCAGAAGCUCAAAGAAGAGUACGGGGACAAGAAGUCCGCUCUGGAGCACGAGUUUCAGGAAAAGGCCAAGCAAUUGAAGAAGGAAGAGGAGGAGAAGAAAAAGGAGGAGGAGGAGAAGGCAAAGCGAGAGGAGGAAAGGGAAGAGAAAAAGGAAGAGGAGGUGCUCGCCAAGCAGAACACCUCAAAGCCUACAGCUGCUCCCAAUGCUACGAAGGAGGAUGGCUGGCCGUUGGAGGCGGCUCAAAGCUCCCGCCUCACAAGCUCAGAGCCGGGCCAGCAGCGCCCGGGCUUUCUGGCAUCAUCCUGCUGGCAGCUGCAGCGCCUCAGCUUUCCACAUCGCUUGCACUUGUGUCAAUGUGAUGUCCUCGCCGUCUCUGCAGGCCAUCACAGCUUCGGCCGCAUGGCUUUUCUGCCGGUCCAUGAAGCCGAAGCGCCCAGCUUUGCUGGAGCCAUUGGUCUGAAAAUCAUCAGUGCCAGCGCGCUGCUGGUUGAGGCCCUGGUUCGGACCCAGCCCGAUGGCUACGAAGGCCCGCCGCCACCAGAUGAGGUCGCUCAGGCGUAUGCCCUGUUAAACCUCCCGCUCAGCGCUCUGCGGAGCGAUGUGCAGCGACGCAGUCGUGCACUAGCUCGCGAGCGGCAUCCGGACAAGGCUCCGCCCGAUCAGCGAGUCCGGGCAACUCGCCUCUUUCGUCAGUUGCAAGAUGCCAAGGAGAUAAUUUUGUCCUGGCUGCAGCAGAGAAAUGUUCCAGUGUUGGAUGAGUCAGACGACUCACCUUGUCUAGAUAGUGCCGACGAAUGCGAGGAGGAGCCUUGCAGGCCGCCUGACGUUGUGUUCGGCGAGGCCGGAGAUGUUCUGGCAGAUUUUGACCAAGAUGGCUCCGGCGGCGAGUCGGCGCAAGAGGAUGAGAAGGCAGCCUGCGUCUACAAAGGGCGGGGGGACUCGCCUGACACUGUGUCCAGUAGUGAAAGUGGCGACGAGAAGGCAGAAACCGCCCUGGCAUUGCGCAGCAGAGGGAUAGUUCGAACGGAGGACUCGGCUCUGGUGCAGGCCACAGCGCUGAGUCACUUCAUGGCGUCCCAGAGGAGACGUCCGCAGGAAAUGUGCAGCGAGUGCUUUCAGCGGAAGGUGAGCAGAGGCUCAGACCUGUGUUCAGAGUGCCACGAUGAAAUAAGUCAGCUUCGGAAGUGCCUCAAAGCAUGA